Molecule: messenger RNA, 2463 nt
Organism: Exaiptasia diaphana
Lineage: Eukaryota; Metazoa; Cnidaria; Anthozoa; Actiniaria; Aiptasiidae
Product: E3 ubiquitin-protein ligase Topors
Exons: 8
Coding region: 182-2410 (742 amino acids)
Biological process (GO): protein monoubiquitination; protein polyubiquitination
Molecular function (GO): metal ion binding; ubiquitin protein ligase activity
Source: RefSeq, a predicted model, not a curated record
GUUGUAUUGGGAAUGCAUUGUUGUGUUUGUCUCAUACUGAGUAAUCAAUUUUCAAGAACCACUCUUUUCGCUUUUAUGAUCGCACAAAAUGACACAGACAUUUGGAAUUAUAGAUGAGGGUUGUUCGGAGUAUUGCGAAGGUUCUACAUGUGAAAUAUCAUCAAGUCUCAUUUGACCAGUGAUGGAUCAGCUUAGCCAUAGCACAGCUAAUGAUGGAUCGGCAUUCCAUGUUUCGCAAGAGAGUAUUAGCAACAUAACAACAACAACAUCCGAUCUUUCACCAGUUGCCAUUAGCACCACAACAAUAGCUGCAACAGCAUUACAGCUGUCACCAAGCAAUAUCAAUGACACAGCACUUUUAACAACUAUAUCUUCACAGCCAAACAGUUCUGUUGUGAUCAGUGAUGAUGACGUUCAAAUUUUAAGCAUUACAAAGAAAGARCCAACGUCCAAGCUGUCGAUAAAGAUUGAAAGUAGUGAUGAGGAAGGUUCAAAGGAUGUUUCACUUAUUCCAAAAUCAGAGACUAGUAGUUGUAGAGAUGUUUCAGACAAUGACAAGUCAUCAUGUCUUGGUAAGGACACUGCGGCAGGAAGCAGUAGUCCAAAGGAAUCAAUGUGCUCCAUUUGUCUGGGUGAAUUUGAUAACAAAGCAUUUUUGGAUCAGUGUUUCCAUGCCUUCUGUUUUUAUUGCAUCCUUCAGUGGUCUGAAAUUGUCAGAACCUGYCCUUUAUGUAAGGCAGAGUUCAAACAAAUAAUACAUUCUGUUAAAUCAAUGACAGAAUAUCAACAGCAUAAACUACCACCAAAGGAAAAUCCAACAAAAAAYACUAGCACUAGUGGUAGAAGAUUUCGUUACAGAACUACUCUUGUUGAUGGAAGAAGUAUGACGUCACACAAUACAACUGCUAGACCAAUAAAUGCAUGGGAACAGAGAGCUGAAAGAAGGGAAAGAGUGUUAGCUAUGAAAAGAAGGAGAAGUAUCCAGGCAAAAGAAAAAAGACAAUCAAUUUAUGCAAGGAAUCUUUGGGUCCAGACAGUAACACAAACUGGAAAAAUGAAAUACAGAGACACAUCACCUCAGUUCUUUCAUGCCAACCCAGCGUGCACACAUCGAUUGGUGCCAUGGCUUACCCGUGAGUUGCAGUGUUUGUUGAAUGAUGAACAAAGUCAUGUCGAGUUURUACUCCAACUGAUCCUGACACUUAUCACUAAGAUUCCAAUCGAUUCACAAGAAUUUAUCGAACAAGUUAGUCCAUUUUUAUCAGAAAAGACUGAACAUUUUUGCCACGAGUUUAUGAGUUAUGCUCGGUCUCCGUUUGACAUGAAAGCAUAUGAUGAACGUGCGCAGUACAAUUGGCCAAGGCACACUAGUGAACAAGUAGAGCAAACGCCCAUUGUAGUAGACAUGAGUGCCACUGGUUGGGAUUCCCCGGAAGAAAUACAAACGCCAGUAGAGCCGUUUUCAAAUGAACCAGGUCCAUCCGGAUUAUCAACUCAUGCACUAAGCGGAUGGUCUCCGCCUAUCGCAGACACCAUAGAGUUGACAGCUACUAACGUACCUGAGCAAAUAACCAAUGACAUCAUAGAAUCGUCACCGGAAGUGAUCGAUGUUGAAAUUCCAAAACAAAAAUAUCGCCACAAGCAUAAACGUAAACACAAGCAUCGUCAUAAACACAAACACAGAAAACUAAGCUGUGAUUACGAAAAUAUUGAGCCUGGACCGUCUAGAAUAUCAAUGUCGCCUGUUCUAGGGAGCACCUCCCGUGUAGAUGUUGUUGUGUUGUCCAGCAGCCAUGACUCUUCGCCGGAAGUCGCCUUAAGCUCGCGUAAGGAGUCGGCCAACGGACGAUCUGACGAUGAUAACAAAUGGAUAUUAAUUCACAAGGGGAAACAACCCAAACAAAGUUUUCAUUCGUCKUCUGAAACGCUAAAGUCACGAGACUCGAGCAGCGAMCAAUYGCGCGACGACAAACAUCGGAAAGUACGCUGCAAGGGGAAGCAUUCUAAAAGAAGAUACAGUAGGUCRCGUGAGAAAUCGUCGGAAAUAUCACGUGAUUCACCGCGCAGACAUUCUCGYAAGCAUAGAGAAAAGUUGAAAAAGCACAGUCCCUCGCUGUCUCCUUCGACAGAUCCAACGUGUUCAAUCUCGAACGAUUUUUCUAAUUCAGUAGCUCGUCCUUCACWGGAUUUAGUGSCCAAGCCUUCAUCGUCAGUAGUAGCCAGGCCUUUAUCUCCAACCGAGGAAGACAUGAGGCAAGAAAUUUUAGAYCUUGAAAGAAAAAUUGCUGAAGACACAAGGCGCCUCAAUGAAUUAAUUAAGAAACAAGAASAAAGAAAGUUAGUAGCUUGUGCCGCUGACGCUAGCUCGUUACAAACUGAAGACAGCGAGACGGAUGGACAGAGCAGAUAGAUCUGUUGGAUAAUGUAGUUAAUUUUGUAUUAAAUUUAUAUUUUGAAACUGUU